Molecule: messenger RNA, 1889 nt
Organism: Filobasidium floriforme
Lineage: Eukaryota; Fungi; Basidiomycota; Tremellomycetes; Filobasidiales; Filobasidiaceae
Product: pyridoxal phosphate-dependent transferase
Exons: 6
Coding region: 271-1650 (459 amino acids)
Cellular component (GO): mitochondrion
Molecular function (GO): transaminase activity; pyridoxal phosphate binding
Source: RefSeq, a predicted model, not a curated record
ACGAGGAGCUGUGUCACGCACUGUCUGAAAUGGUAUCAGCGCGCAAAGGCUUCGCGCAAGCGCGGGCAAAGUUGCCCGAUAGUUGCCCGCUAUCGGGCAAACUCGAUGAUGCGAUUGCGCCAGGUGAUGUGACUAUAAAGAUGUACUCGGAAAUCGCCAGUAGAAUAGUAGAUAUCGGGACACUACUAGCGAGCUCAUCGGAUAAGAUUUCUGUCCUAAUUCCCCUUAAAAAAUAAUCCCGCGCACCUUGCCCCUUUCACGGCCAAUAAUAUGUCAUCCCACCAAGAUAAAGAUCAACAUCAACAGGAAGCCCUAGAACAGGCGGAAGCCGAAUUCUGGAAUACCGCCAACAACAAACUCAUCCGGUACGGGGGGAAAUGGACGCACAAAAUCAUUGUUGAAGCCGAAGGCACUGUGAUGAAGGACAUCCGUGGCAACCGUAUUCUCGACUGGACCUCGGGCCAGAUGAGUUCUCUAUUGGGACACGCCCAUCCUGAGAUUGUCGCCGUCGUCGAGCAAUACGUCAAGCAGCUCGAUCACGUCUUCUCCGGCAUGGUCACUCAGCCCGUGAUUGACCUCUGUGACAAGCUGACUGCAUUGCUUCCACGUGGUCUCGACCGAUGUAUGUUCUUGAGCACGGGAUCGGAGACCAACGAAUGCGCCUUCAAGCUCGCGAAGAUGUACACUGGUGGAUUCGAAGUGGUUUCCUUUGCGGCUAGCUAUCAUGGUAUGACCGCUGGAGCCGGAGCCGCUACCUUCUCGGUCGGGCGCAAGGGUUACGGGCCCCAGAUGGCAGGCAACCUGGUACUUCCCGUUCCGUACGCUUACAGGAGCCCUUUUCGUUUCCCUGACGGAUCAUAUGACUGGAAGUCAGAGCUUGACUACGGUUGGGAUCUCAUCGAUCGACAGUCGGUCGGCGCGCUAGCUUGUUGCGUCGUAGAGCCCAUUUUGUCUACUGGUGGGAUUAUCGAGCUACCGGAAGGCUACCUCAAAGAGCUGAAGAGGCACUGCGAGAAGCGAGGCAUGCUCCUCAUCAUCGACGAGGCUCAAACGGGAAUGGGAAGAACAGGAGAUAUGUUUGCCUUCGAACGCGAUGGGGUUGCGCCCGACAUCCUCACUUUAUCCAAGACUCUUGGAGCUGGUUUACCCUUGGGGGCAACUGUCUGUACCCAGCGGAUCGAGGAGGUCUGUCGAGAGAGGGGGUUUUUCUACUACACAACCCACCUCAACGACCCGCUCGUCUGCGCGGUUGGCGCCAAGGUCUGUGACAUCGCCGUCGAGACGGAUCUACCUGGCCAAGCGGCACACAAAGGAAAGAUCCUGAAAGAUGGACUUUUGCAGUUACAAACCAAGUACCCUUGCAUCGGCGAUGUUCGAGGUCGGGGCUUGCUCCUCGGAAUCGAAAUCGUGCUCGACGAAGCCAAGACUCCAGGAGAUCAGCUCGGAUCGGAAAUCUCUGCGAGAUGCCUUGAGACUGGACUGAGUUGUAACGUCGUUCAGCUUCCCGGUAUGGGCGGCACUUUCCGCCUCGCGCCUCCCGUUACCAUCAGUGAGGAGGAGAUACGAGAAGGCUUGGAGAUCAUGGACGCUGCUUUUGCAGACUGUCUCGCAAAGCAGGAGCAUCAGGGCGGCGUCGUUGGAGGGGCUUGAUGGUCGCCACCACCCAAAUUAUGUGAUCCCGCUAUUCGUAGCAGCCCCGCACACGCCCAACUCGCUGUCAACCGCGAUCAUGUAUAUCGAUGUCUCUAGAUUUGUAAACGAACCAGCCAUGAGGUAUCCACUCGAGUGGUACUAGACGUGAACUGUACCACACAGCAAUAGUACCGUUUUGGGCAUUCUGCAUAACGACAUCCGACCUGUCCACUCGAAUCAUGCACAAGUCAUGCAAG